AUGGCCAGUAUGGAGCCGAGGCGUCACAUCACCGGUGUCGUGGUGUCGGCGGGAAAGAUGAUCAAGACGGUCAAAGUGCGCGUUCCGAAGCAAGUCUGGAACAAGCGCCUGCAAAAAUAUUACUCCGAACCUCAGACACUGCUCGUCUCCGAUCCUACAAACUCCACCCGUGAAGGCGACGUCGUUACGCUCGAGGGUGGCCGCCGUAUAAGUAAGCAUGUGCGCCAUGUCGUUGCUGGAAUAAUUGCGCCAAUGGGGGUGCCUCUGAGCGAAAGGGCGCAUAUACCAUCAGCUGCCGAGCGAUUGGCUGCUGUAGAAGCCAAGAGGGUGGCGAAAGACCUCAGGCAGGCUGCACGAGGGCGAUGGCCUGCUCUUGUUCGGGUCAGAGAACGGGAGGCGAGGCAAGCAGCCAGCCUCUCGCUGGAAGAGGCAGCAUCAUCGAUGACUUUGGACUCCUUCGUCAAGAUGUACAGAAAAAAGAAACCCGAGGAAGGGGCAGCAGAGUCGUUGGUUCUGGACUUUUUAUGUCUUGCCAAGUAUAAAGUCUUGCAAGGCGAGGUCCCUUUGCAUGCACAAGUUGCCGCGUUAGCAGAAGUUAAGGGCAAGUUAGUCAGGGAGCGGGCCAAGCUGGAAGAGCAGCUGAAUGCAGGCAUUUUCAAGCGGACGGGCAGAGACAUCACGCUCUCUGAGCGGGAAGAAAUGUCGAAGCAGAAGUUGCAGCUGUGGCAGCAGAUACAUCAGAUUGAAAGAAGUAUAUCGCAUUUCAACAGCUAUGUGAAGGAGGUCAAUCCAAAGAAUGAGACGAGGAGGCAGGAGCUGAAGAAUAAUCCGAUCGAGUGGUACGAUCUGGUCAUGAUAUUGAACAUGACUCACUGGGAGCAGAACAUCGCUGCGCUUGAUUUGUGGGGCAGAGCGAUGCUAGAAGAGGCUGCGAAAAGAGAUGUUGGUGAUAUUUCGCGGAGAGCUGGCCUUGCACGUGCAGACUCGAAAAACCUCCGCGGAGCUACAUUGCACGAGUCGAACGGUGAGGAUCAUGCUCUGGCAGCUGCUACGGAAAGUCUUGGACUUGAAUCAAAGUUGCAAGACAAGGCCGUCGGGGAAUCAAACACAACAGAGCAACCGGAACCGAUCGUCAACACGCCUGAGCUUGAAGUCGAAACAAGGCAUCAAGAAAUGCAAUCCGAUUUCACCAGCGAAGAGGGACUGUCUCCAAGUGUUGGAGAACCACAUGUCGAACACACAAUGGAACAGAAGGAAGAAGUUGCUAGGAACCUGCAAGAAGACAUUGAAAAGCCAUCGGAAGCUGAAGCUCAUGUUGAACAGCAACCAGCAGAAGCCGAACAGGAGAAAGAAGAAAGGAAGUCUGGCGGUUUCUGGAACCUAUUCAGGAGGAAGUAG
Verruconis gallopava is the source of this 1398-nucleotide messenger RNA. RefSeq lists its product as uncharacterized. Gene Ontology annotation, molecular function: structural constituent of ribosome. Gene Ontology annotation, cellular component: ribosome; mitochondrion. The coding region runs from base 1 to 1398 and encodes 465 amino acids. The record is from RefSeq and is a predicted model, not a curated record. Lineage: Eukaryota; Fungi; Ascomycota; Dothideomycetes; Venturiales; Sympoventuriaceae. The transcript has 2 exons. Gene Ontology annotation, biological process: translation.